AUGUCACAGCAUGCGAGUUACCUAAGUGUUGAAGGAAAACCUGAAGUGAAGUCCAUCUCAGACUUUCACCUCUUUGAUGAUGACAUUGACGAUGGUGACGACACCACCUCACCCCUCACACCAAGCCAUCCAUAUCACCCUCACUCCAAGCCCACACCACCUCACCCUCACUCCGAGUCCACCCCACCUCACUCUCACUCCGAGCCCACCCCAUCUCACCCUCACUCCGAGCCCACCCCAUCUCACCCUCACUUCAAGCCCAAACCACCUCACCCUCACUCCAAGCCCACCCCAUCUCACCCUCACUCCGAGUCCCACACCAUCUCACCGUCACUCCAAGCCCACACCAUCUCUCGUCCUCACUCCAUGUCCACCCACCUCAUCCUCACUCCGAGUCCACCCCAUCUCAUCCUCACCCCCGAGUCCACCCCCUCACCCUCACUCCAAGCUCCACCCCAUCUCACCCUCACCACAAGUCCACCCCAUCUCACCCUCACUCCAAGUCCGCCCUCACCUCUCACCCUCACUCUAAGUCCACCCCAUCUCACCUCACCCAAGCCCACCCCAUCUCACCCCUCACCCCAAGUCCACCCCAUCUCACCACUCACCCCAAGUCCCCACCAUCUCACCCUCACUCCAAGUCCACCCCAUCUCACCCUCACUCCAAGCCCACACCAUCUCACCCUCACUCCAUGUCCACACCAUCUCACCCUCACUCCAAGCCCACCAUCACACCCCUCACUCCAAGUCCACCCAUCUCACCCUCACUCCAAGUCCACCCCAUCUCACCCCUAA
Messenger RNA from Haliotis rubra (blacklip abalone), 795 nucleotides. Its product is annotated as leucine-rich repeat extensin-like protein 3. The transcript has 2 exons. Bases 1 to 795 code for a protein of 264 amino acids. Lineage: Eukaryota; Metazoa; Mollusca; Gastropoda; Lepetellida; Haliotidae. The record is from RefSeq and is a predicted model, not a curated record.